Messenger RNA from Rodentolepis nana, 1083 nucleotides. The record is from the annotation of a GenBank genome assembly. NCBI's taxonomy places the organism in Eukaryota, Metazoa, Platyhelminthes, Cestoda, Cyclophyllidea, Hymenolepididae.
AUGUCCGAAGCAUCCCGUUUGUUAUCUCUGGCUUUCCGUCCAUUAGGGCUGGACAUCGAAUCAGGUGGGUCUUCUCCAUUUCAGCUGGACAUCGAAUCAGAGCUGGACACCGAAUCAGGUGGGUCUGCGUUGUCUUUAGAGCUGGACACCGAAUCAGGUGGGUCAUCACCAUUUCCUCCUGUAGGUUACAUAGAGGGCAUGUGGGUUGAGUGUAUGAUUAAGAAUCAGAUGGGUCUUCUCCAUUUCCUCCUGUUACAUAUGGUGGGUCUUCUCCGUUUCCUCCUAGAAUCAGAUGGGUCUUCUCCAUUUCCUCCUGUAGGUUUCACAUCAGGUGGGUCUUCUCCAUUUCCUCCUGUAGGUUACAGAUCAGAUGGGUCUUCUCCAUUUCCUCAUGUAGGUUACAUAUGGUGGGUCUUCUCCGUUUCCUCCUGUUACAUAGAGUAUAUGUGGGUUGAGUGUAUACUCUCAAUCUGUGAAGGUGUUUUGAUGGUUGAGUGUAUACUCCCAAUCUUUGAAGGUGUUUUGCCAGGCAAUCCGUCCGUACGUAGUCUAAACUCAGCAACGGCUUCGAUUCUUGGCCAAAGUCUAAGACUCAGCAACGGCUUCGAUUCUUGGCCAGUCGGGUAUGUUGAGAGUGCCACUGUCCACUGUUUCUCCUUUGUUCGAGCUUCUAGCAACGGCUUCGAUUCCUGGCCAGUCGGUUCGAAGAGUGCCACUGUCCACUGUUUCUCCUUUCUUCGAGUCGGCAACGGCUUCGAUUCCUGGCCAGUCGGUUAUAUCGGAGAGUGCCAACUGUUCUCCUUUGUUCGAGCUUUAAGUUCGUUGCACCUUGACUGUAUACUCCCAAUCUUUGAAGGUGUUUUGCCAGGCAAUCCGUCCGUCGGGUAUGUUGAGAGUGCCACUGUCCACUGUUUCUCCUUUGUUCGAGCUUCUAGCAACGGCUUCGAUUCCUGGCCAGUCGGUUGUUUCUCCUUUGUUCGAGCUUUAAUUUCGUUGCCCUGCACAUUGAGGUCGGUCUCUCCUAUAAUCUCCUGUGUUCGAGCUUUAAUUUCGUUGCACCUUGAGGUAUGUAUUCUCUUCUGA